Molecule: messenger RNA, 1005 nt
Organism: Cladophialophora psammophila CBS 110553
Lineage: Eukaryota; Fungi; Ascomycota; Eurotiomycetes; Chaetothyriales; Herpotrichiellaceae
Exons: 1
Coding region: 1-1005 (334 amino acids)
Source: RefSeq, a predicted model, not a curated record
AUGUCGGUCUCUGCUGGCAAUUAUACAUUACACUUGCCGCCCAUUGAUCCUACGGAUCCAGAAUCAAAGCUUGUCGUGUAUGCAUUACUGUUCCGUUCAGCCCCAGUGUAUCUGGCUGGUGUCUUCACGGCCACGAUUGUUGAGUGGGUGGACCUGAACAUGCGAUUCAUGCAACCAUUUAUCAACAUGUUUGGCAAAGCGGGGCCCGCUGCGGAUACCGUUCUACUGGCAUACAUCACCACAUCUCCAUUCCAGGUACCUAUCACGGCAAUCGAGAAGGGCCACUAUAAAGUCGCGGCAUUCUCAAUCUUGAAUAGCCUCUCCCCGCUCUUCCCAAUAUUCAUCGGUGGCCUCCUCCAGCUUGAGGAUCAGGGUGGGAAAGUUUUCUUUGGCUUUUCACUAUCGGCCUAUAUCGGUAUCAUGGUCUUUCUAAGUGCUUGGAGUGUUGCAAUGCCGUUCGCCUACCCCAUCCAAAAACGACUUCUACCUCGCCAAUGUUACAGUAUGGCGGAUCUAAUGGCAAUGUGCCACAAGUCCUACUUUCUUCAAAGGGAUUAUCUUGACAUUGCAGACAGAAGGCGCACCCCAUCGAAAGACAUCAUGGAGGCUCGCAUCCUUAUUGAGGGCGACAGAUUCUUGUUUGGUCACUACACCGACGACGAGGAUAGAAGGCAUAUCGGAUUCGACAUCCAUAGUACUGUGAACUAUGACACCGGCAUCAUUGAGGAGAGAGGACUUGUGGAAGCUGUCACGCCUUCAGGGGAAUUAGAUAAGCUCGCAACUCAAACUGUCCGAACUAUGACGAGUCUAUUUCGAGCUUCGGGCACAGGCCAGAGCAGUGGCCAAGGUUUUUCGGCAUGGCUACGGCGUAUCCUACGAGUGCAACGAAAGGGUCCAGCAGAAACGGAGCUGAGAUUCGUGACUCCUAGGGGAUCUGCUACUGGUUCACACCUCGAGGGGCAACACGAGGCACGGCAGCGACCUACUGUAGCGUUCGCCCCUUGA